Messenger RNA from Penicillium verhagenii, 309 nucleotides. Its product is annotated as glutaredoxin. The coding region runs from base 1 to 309 and encodes 102 amino acids. Gene Ontology annotation, molecular function: glutathione disulfide oxidoreductase activity. The record is from RefSeq and is a predicted model, not a curated record. Gene Ontology annotation, biological process: cellular response to oxidative stress. Gene Ontology annotation, cellular component: cytoplasm; nucleus. NCBI's taxonomy places the organism in Eukaryota, Fungi, Ascomycota, Eurotiomycetes, Eurotiales, Aspergillaceae. The transcript has 2 exons.
AUGUCUGUUGCCAAGGCCACCGCCCAGAAGCUCAUCGAUGAGAAUGGAGUCGUUGUCUUCUCCAAGUCUUACUGCCCCUACUGCAAGUCCAGCAAGGACUUGCUGAACGAGCUCGGUGCCAAGUACACUGCUCUUGAGCUUGAUGAGGAGACCGAUGGCGCUGCCAUCCAGGCCGCUCUCCAGGAGAUCUCCGGUCAGCGCACUGUCCCCAACAUCUUCAUCAGCAAGGUGCACAUUGGCGGUAACUCCGAUCUGCAGGCCAAGAAGGCCGAGCUCCCUGCUCUGCUUGCUGCUGCCGGUGCUCUUUAA